AUGUCUGAUAACUCAAAUAAAACGAAACAAGAACUCCUAAAGCGACUUAUAGAGGAUGAAGAAGAGGAUGAUGGAAUAAUGUUGUUCUUACUCUCAUCAAAUAGAAAUAAAAUAGAUUCAUUAUAUACAUCAAGAUAUGAGAAAGGCAGCUAUCAAAUCCUAAACAUAAAUAAAAAAUGCCGGCAGCGCUGCCACACUGCCUCCGGAGCGGAUCGGCAGCGCUGCCGGCGUCGUGCGCCCACCACGCCCCCUUGUCGCGUGCUUCGGAAAGUGUUCCAUACAAAUCCCUACAAAGCGGUGCGGAAGCGACAGAGUCGCGACGGCCGAGUCACCGCUGCCGGGCCGCGGCCGCCGGAAUCCGAAUGCUACCGUAUGGUGACAACCCAUACGGUAGCAUUCGGUAACCCUGGGGUUACCACAAGGAGUUUUAUAAGGUUAGCAAAGGUUUCUACCAGAGUUUGCCAAUGUAUAUACAUUUAA
This is a messenger RNA of Parnassius apollo (apollo), 480 nucleotides long. The record is from the annotation of a GenBank genome assembly. Lineage: Eukaryota; Metazoa; Arthropoda; Insecta; Lepidoptera; Papilionidae.